AUGACUAUAAGAGACUCUCCUAUUACGAUUAACCCUCCGGCUGCCAGAAAAAGAAUCAACUGGAAAAAAUUUGAGCAAGAACUAUCGCUUAAAUCUCCAAAACUGACGACCAAACUAUCAAACCCAACAGAAAUCGACAACGAGGUUGAUUCAUUUACCACACUCAUAAAGUCAACAAUCGAAAAAUGCUCCUACCUCAUUAACAAACCUCAAACCAGAGAGCCACUCUCCCCCGAUAUCUUACUUGAGAUUGCCACCAAACGAAAUUUAAGGAAAGACUGGCAACGCACUAGGCAUCCAGCAGUAAAGACAAUGCUAAACGCCCAAAUAGUGUAUGUCCGAAACCUCCUUAAAGAACACCGUCAACUAGCAUGGGACCGUUUCACAUCCACACUAAAUUUCCAAGAUCAAUCACUCUAUAAAUUAAAUCGUCGUCUGCUUCACAAGAAGCCAGCUUCCACCCCGUUGACGACAAACUCCGGGCAAAAAAUUUACGACACUAAAUCCAAACUGGAGCUGUUUGCAGACACAAUGAGGGACCAGUUUACCGCCAACCCUGGGAACGAGCUAUUGGAGGUCAGCCGAUGGAUCAACGAACUGAACGGAUACUCCACAAAGUCAAGCCUUUUUACUACCCUGGGGAAGUGUUUGGAAUUAUUAAAAACCUACCCGCCAAAGCCCCUGGACACGACAACAUAA
Messenger RNA from Macrosiphum euphorbiae (potato aphid), 699 nucleotides. The record is from the annotation of a GenBank genome assembly. Lineage: Eukaryota; Metazoa; Arthropoda; Insecta; Hemiptera; Aphididae.